Paramecium sonneborni is the source of this 465-nucleotide messenger RNA. The record is from the annotation of a GenBank genome assembly. Lineage: Eukaryota; Ciliophora; Oligohymenophorea; Peniculida; Parameciidae.
AUUAUACAUUACUUAUGAUAAAGUGAUGAAUGAUCCGUUCGCUGAUAUAAAUAUAUAUUUUUAAAAUUUAUUAAAUGCCCAAAGACGCUAGAGGAAAAAAUAGAAAAUGGGGAAAUCAUAAGGAUAGACAAUUCGAAUAAAUAAAUGAGGGUGAAUUGAUAGAAUAAUUGAGAAAUCAAGGAGAGGAAGAUGAAGAUGAUAAUGAAGAAGUUUAAUAAGAAGAUCAACCUUAAAAAGUUGAAUAAAAAGGAGAAGCAUAAGAAGAGUAAUAAUAAGAAAAAAAGAAGAAAAAGAAAAAGUACACUUAAUUUAAAACUUAAUUAGAAGAGUGAUUGCAGAAGGAGUACCAAAACCAAAAAAAUAAAAGAGAAAUCUUGAUAUGCCAGAAUCAGAUGAAGAAGAUGAGUCAUAAUAUUAUUGAUGUAAUAUAUAGAUGAUUAAUAUUAUACACAAUUAAUUUGCCGC